Melampsora larici-populina 98AG31 is the source of this 3564-nucleotide messenger RNA. RefSeq lists its product as uncharacterized. Gene Ontology annotation, cellular component: cytoplasm; nucleus. Gene Ontology annotation, molecular function: histone H3T3 kinase activity. The coding region runs from base 1 to 3564 and encodes 1187 amino acids. The transcript is spliced from 7 exons. Gene Ontology annotation, biological process: mitotic cell cycle; intracellular signal transduction. NCBI's taxonomy places the organism in Eukaryota, Fungi, Basidiomycota, Pucciniomycetes, Pucciniales, Melampsoraceae. The record is from RefSeq and is a predicted model, not a curated record.
AUGUCACGCAGACGAACUCAAUAUGGUACUUCACAUUCUCAAUGGAUUUUAGAUUCACCCGAACAUAGUUCAUCUUGGUCUUCACCUUCUGCGUCUGUUCUUGCACGAAGUCAUAACCAUCAAGCUCAUAGUGGAUGGAAAGACGCCCACGAAUCUCAGACUGGCAGCGAAGCGAAACCUGGAAAAACACCUGAAACCAGCAUGACCUCGAUUUCAGCCAAUGAUGUUCAGAUUACCCGUCGCAAGACUGGACGGGAAUUGGAUAGCUUACACGGUCCAACUCAAGGCGAUCAUUCGGAAAAUGAAGAAGGCGCUUCAGCUCAUGCAGCUUUUGCAGAAAAUGCGAACCAACUCAAAACCUACGGGGCUCGAAAACAUAAUCAGAGAUAUCGGGCCAACCGAGACAUGACGCAGGAGAAGCAGGAGUCUGAAAAUAUCAUACAAGGCGUAUCCAAUGAUCGACUUCCUUCAGGCCAACCUCCGAAUAAUCAUAGUAGCCGUCAUCGGGACAAGGAAGCUGGUGGUAUUAUCAGUAGGGAUGAACCUGAGGAUGCAACCAUAGCAACACAAUCAUCGUCGGAUAACACCCUUCUGCUGAAGCCAAUAGCCGCCGUUCCUCGAGUCGUCAUCCCAGCAAUUCCAACUCACAAACGCUUGGGGGUCGACAGGUCGUCCAAAGAAAAAGCAAACUCCCGUUCCAAUGCUGAAUCACCAGUUUCCCACCCCCUUUUUCCGCCGCAAGGAGGUCAGAGAAACGUUCGAGGUAGGAUCUCACUUUCAACUAGUUCUGCAAGGCGAAAUCGGUGGCAUAAGUCUUCAACCCAAGCAAGCGUUACAGUUACCUCAGCUGUCAGUCCACUGCGUCGGACGUCCGACCACGAAACUGGUAGUGAGUGGGAACCAGAUGUGGAAAGUGAAGUGGAAAAUCGACCACCGCCGGAUGUCUUCCGUGACCGAAACCUGCCGCGUAAACCCGAUCGAACUCGUCAACAUCGUAGGCCCGUAUUGCGCUUCGAUGCGACCGCUGAUUCGCCUCAGCCCCAUGCGCUAAGCAAGAGAGUAAAUCGCGCAGUAAUUCAAAGUGGUUCGGAAUCAGAAGAUGAACCAGCUCCAGUCUCGCUCAAAACUAAGGCACUCGCCUCUCACCCAAAUUUUACGGCGCCCAAGAAUUCUAUGACUGCAAAUCAUCCUCAGUCCCGUGCCACACGAAAGAGAGUGAAUCGACGUAGUGCCACGGUGAUCCAAAGUGAUUCAGGUUCCGAUGAUAACAGACCCCCCACCAUCGAGUCAACAUCCGGACUUACAGAACUUGACUCACUACCCGAAGUAGCUCCUGUUUCACGCCGGAUUAGGGUACCGUCCGAUCAGCAAGACGAUGGCGAACCCAAGAUAGCUCGCACUAAAACACGAACAAGAAGGAGGCUCCAAGACACGGACAAUUCAGAACAAGAGGACUCUAUUGAAAUCGUGUCGACUAGACCCAGAGAAAUCGACUCGCAAGCUCAAGCACCUCCUGUCCCACGCAGAAGUAGAGUACCUUCAUCCCAGCAAGAUAAAGCAGAACCUAAGAAAGCUAAUACCAAAACACGCUCAAGAAAGAAGUUCCAAGACAUGGACAAAGGACGUAAAGUUAACUUGAAAACUGGCCACUUGUCAACGAAAGAGCUUAGUCCGGAGGCUUCAGAACAAGAUGACUCUAUUGAAAUCGUGUCGAGCCAGAAUCAGGCUGUGGUUGUGAUCCCACAAUUAUCGACACCUAAGGGAUAUCCUCUCAAAUCUCGGCCAGCAGCCAAACCAUUUCGACAGAACCACUCUCCCCUCCCUCAACCUUACGCGCAGCCACCCAUGGCAAUUUCCCCUGUGAUGAAAAUUCACGGAAUCCCUGUAGCUUUGGCUCCACCGCCGGUACGGAGGAUUCGGGGAAGACUAUCACUCGCUACUAGUUCAGCGAGAAGAGCACAGGCACGAACAUUUUCUACUGGGGCCCCUGCCACGUUUGUGCCAACCAGUCCGGAUGUUACUCGAGAUUUCCCUGGAGUGUAUGAUUUGACGAAAACCGAUCCGCCUAGCUUUGAACUUGACCCUUCACCUCAUAGACCAAGACAAAAGACAUUUGCCCACCCUGUCUUGUACGCUUCUCCUCGUCGCCCAGGGAUGUACUUGACGCCUGUGAAGAUGAAAAAUAGAUCAAUGUCUGAUGGUCGCCUGGUUUGCUCGCCAUAUGUACAUCAUCCAAGUCCUGCUAAGCGAGCUGGCGCAUCAAGAAUUGUUCAAGAAUUGUCUAGUUUACUUCAGACUUGUGGGCAAUCUGUCAUCUAUGAAUUCAAUAGCAUUUUCAACAAACCUCCAGCAACUAUCUUCAGAAAUUUGUCCCGUUACAGGCCUCUAACUGAGGGUUCUUGGAUGAAGAUUGCAGAAGCGACAUUCUCUGAGGUUUAUAGCUGGUCACCUGAAGAAUGCUCCGAUUCAGCCGACAAAGGUUCCAAAGCGCAUGAAGCUUUUGUUAUGAAAGUAGUUCCGAUAAAGAGAUCGGCAGGCCAUAGUCAACGAAGACAUGCGACCAAGAUGGCUGAUCAAAACUAUGAUAGUCGGGUUGGAAUCGAGGCUGAUGAGUUUCCAUGCGAAACAGAGUGGGUUGAUGUUGAAAAGGAGAUCGAGUUGGCGCGACUUUUAGGUUCUGAAUCUGAGAAGGGCUUUCUCAAUUUCCGUGGUGCAUUCAUCGUCUCUGGGGCAUACCCGCCUAUCCUGCUCAAGGAGUGGAAGAGCUAUCAAGAACGCUUUCCUGAAAAAGUGUACAAUCCAAGCCCAGAGGGUUCCGCUCAUCUUAUCGACAAGGCUAACAGUAUAUCACUCUACCAGCUGUAUUGCUGUAUGCUAUCUGGCCGAGCUGGUGAGGAUCUUGAGAGCUUUGGUCUUAGAAACUGGCAGGAGGCUACGAGUGUGUUGUCACAGGUGGCUCAUACGUUGGGACGAGCUGAGAGGGAUCAUGAGUUUGAGCAUAGGGAUCUUCAUUGGGGUAACAUCACAGUCCAGCGUCACGAAUCUAACCCUGAAACGAGAGGAAGCGGGCGUGCUAGUAAUGGAGAAACCGCCACUGAUGAACUUGUCGACCUCAUGGCGAAGACAGCGAUCAAAACUGUGACUCAGGAUCCACUGAGUUCUUCCAAAACGAAAAUUUCAGUCACUCUCCUAGACUUUGGACUAUCACGAGCAAGACUCCAGAUUGAUGAAAAUCGGUCUCACGUCAUUUGGACUGAACCGGAUCCUGACAUUUUUGGUGGUACAGCUGAAGCUGUUGAUUAUCAAUUUGAGUGCUACGAUCUCAUGAGUGCAGCACGCAAAGACAAAAGUUGGAGUGAUUAUAACCCAUUUAGCAAUGUGAUCGCUGCCGAACGGAUUCUUUCUGAUGCAGUCAAAGCUGAAAUCGAAAGUCAUCGUCGUCGAGCAGCGCGAUUCUUACCGAAACGAAUCUCAUCUAAUUCUAGUACAACGCAGGUUUCGAUCAGGUCUGCAGAAUCAUUUACAGAUUGGUGGGAUUCAGAACGUGCAGAUAUGUUAGAUUGA